UUGAGAAUCCAAAUCUGGACAUGGUCAGUGGGACUAUCAAAGAAAAUCUUGAAAACAUCUGCAACGAGCUGUAUGAGAUGAGAUUCAAUAUGAAAACUGGUCUAGCUUCACAAAAGAAGUUAUCGGCAUCUGCUGUUGAUUUCCCAAGGGUUAAUGAGAGCUACACUGGCAGGAGACAGCAAUAUGUAUAUGGAACCAUACUUGACAACAUUACAAAAGUCAAGGGGAUUAUCAAAUUUGAUCUGCAUGCUGAACCAGAGACUGGAAAAACAAAACUUGAAGUUGGAGGAAAUGUUAAAGGCAUCUAUGACUUGGGACCCGGCAGCUUUGGUUCUGAGGCGCUAUUUUUGUCCCUCGCCUGCCUGGCAUUACUUCUGAAGAAGAUGAUGGCUACUUAAUAUUCUCUGUGCAUGAUGAGA
Juglans regia (Persian walnut) is the source of this 419-nucleotide messenger RNA. Its product is annotated as carotenoid 9,10(9',10')-cleavage dioxygenase-like. Bases 21 to 398 code for a protein of 125 amino acids. Lineage: Eukaryota; Viridiplantae; Streptophyta; Magnoliopsida; Fagales; Juglandaceae. Gene Ontology annotation, molecular function: carotenoid dioxygenase activity. Gene Ontology annotation, biological process: carotene catabolic process. Gene Ontology annotation, cellular component: chloroplast stroma. The transcript has 3 exons. The record is from RefSeq and is a predicted model, not a curated record.